Molecule: messenger RNA, 4446 nt
Organism: Phlebotomus argentipes
Lineage: Eukaryota; Metazoa; Arthropoda; Insecta; Diptera; Psychodidae
Gene: otk
Product: tyrosine-protein kinase-like otk
Exons: 7
Coding region: 145-3147 (1000 amino acids)
Biological process (GO): dendrite self-avoidance; protein phosphorylation; homophilic cell-cell adhesion
Cellular component (GO): axon; plasma membrane
Molecular function (GO): ATP binding; cell-cell adhesion mediator activity; protein tyrosine kinase activity
Source: RefSeq, a predicted model, not a curated record
UAUUCGCUAUCAUCUACAGAGCAUUUUUGCUCCUUUCUCUUGUGCAUACAGUCUCUUCCUGUCCGCGAACUGAUCAGCCAAUGUGGCCCAGGAUGAGGGUGUAGUGUGGACUUUGCGCGAAAAGUGGUGAUAAAGUGCGUGAAAAUGCGGGAAGUCGGCAACAUUGGAGCGGCAUUUUUGUUUAUAGUGGCAAAUUUGUCGGCAUUUCUUUUUCCAGGACUUGCCACUGCCACUGAGUCGAGAUUUACAGAAUUGCCACAGAGUCUCGUAAUUCCCGAAGGACUUACGGCUGAAUUUAGGUGUCGAGCCUCCGCAGUGGACAAUAUAAGCUAUUCUUGGACACACAAUGGACUUCCGCUGAAGAAUUCCAGCUGGUUGACGGCAAGUGAUGGCAUUUUAUCCAUAAAUGCUGCUAAUCGCAUUAGAGAUCCGGGUGAUUAUGUAUGCAUUGUGCAGAAUAUGCUAACUGGUGCUCGAGAAGCAACACCGCCAGCCACUCUGGAUAUUGCUUGGAUCCAAUCAGCCGCUGUGCAAUUGGCCUCGCCGUCCGUCCAGGAGGGCGACGAUGUGACGCUGAAGUGCAUCAUUGCGAGCAGUGGCGGCGACCGCGUGCGCGUUGAGUGGUUCAGGAAUGGCGUGAAGCUGGCCAGGGUGGAGGGAAAGUACGAUUUGUCGCGGAGGAAACUGCACAUUCACAGUGUGGCGCGCGAGGACAGCGGAAUCUAUCGUUGUGCGGCGCACAAUGAGGCAGGAAGUGUGUUUAGCCGGAGGAAUUUUGCACUGAGAAUCCCUGCCAGGAGAUCAAGAGUGCCCUGCCAUGGGCAGAACGUGGUGGUGAUCAGAAAUCUGCAGCAGGGCGAUGAGGAGGUGAAUUUGUGUCGUGAGAAGAGGAAGAAUCGCGACCUGGACGUGGUUGUGGGCGAUGUGAAGCAGCAGGACCACGUGCCGGUGGUGGUGGACGAGGGAAAGGCUAUUCAUCUGGCGUGCGCCUUCACCAAUCACGGCACACCGCUGGCCAUCCGCUGGCGCAAGGAUGGGAAGCCCUUCCGGUCGCUGGACAUCAAUGCUGACGAUGAGACCCCGAUGGCGGACUCGACAGAGCUCAGCGGCGACGUGUCGAUUGUGCGGGAGGAUCCGCGCGUGACCAUCGCCAAGGACAACGGCAGUCUAUUAUUCGUGGAAUCCGUGGCGACGGACGAGGGUAACUACGAUUGCCAAGUGGUGGCGAUGGCCACGAACGAGCUGGCGUUCGUCAGUGCGCUGUACGAUGUGCAGGUGAUUGAGCAGCUGAAAUUCAUGCCCAGGCCCACGUCGAAAAAUCUGGAACUGGGCGCGGUGGGAAAGCUGCACUGCAAAGCGCAGGGAUCGCCGUCGCCGCAGGUGAAGUGGCGCCGCGACGGUGUGCCGCUGGAUGAUACCGUGGAGGACAUCAAUGGCACACUGGUGUUCAGGAAUGUCACGGUGCAGCACAAAGGGAAUUACAGCUGCACGGCGCGGAAUCAUCAGGGUGAGAUUCACGCCACGGUGGUGAUAAAUGUCGUAAUGUCACCAAGAUUCGUCGUGGCGCCUGAGGGUCCUGUCCAGGCGGCCGAGAUGGGCAGUGCCAUGUUCCACUGUCAAGCCGUGGGCGAUCCGAGGCCGACUGUUCAGUGGGACAAAGACUUGGAGUAUCUGAAUGUGAAUGGCAGCGAGGAGGGGCGCUUUAGGUUGCUGGAGAACGGCACGCUCUUCAUUGCUGAGGUGCAUCCGGAGGAUGAGGGCAAGUACGGCUGCACCAUCGGCAACAGUGCCGGCCUGAAGAGGGAGGAAGUGCGGCUGGUGGUGAAAUCGGCGGAAGCCUUAGCCGGCGACGAGACGUCCGAUGGCUUCACCAUCACGCGGGCAGUGCUGCUGACGAUGUCCUUCGCCGCGGCGUACAUCAUUCUCGUGGUGGCGUUGAUGGUGUGGUGUCGCCUGAAGCGACAGGCGCGAAAGAAUCGACUGAAUGCGGCGGGGAAGGAGAACGGCGCGGCGCUGGGCGAUGCGGCGGACGCCGAGGGAGAACCCUGUCUAAAGCCGAAGCUGGCGAAGAAGGCCAACGGCGUGGCGGUGGCUGGAGAGCAGCAAAGGAGCGACGAUGCGUCCAGUGGCCACUCGAAGGGGUCGAAGAAGUCCGCGGAUGAGUAUGAGAAGAUCUCACUGGCCAGAUCCAGUCUCUUCGACGUGAUUCCCAUCGGCCGGGGGGAGUAUGGCGAUGUGUUUGUGGGGAAGAUCAAGGCGGGUGCCGUGAGGAUUGUGGAGAAUGGCAAAGUGGAGGCCAAGGCGAAGGACAGCGAGACGCGGCGCUCGAAGACGUCCAUUGAGGAGGUGAAUGAGAUCAAGGUGGACGACAAGGAGGAUGCGUACAAGCUGGUGCUGGUGAAGGCGCUAAACAAGGUGAAGGACGAGAGCGCGUGUGCGGAGUUCAAGCGGCAGAUUGAUCUCUUCCGCGCCGUGACGUACAAGAGCGUGGCCGCGCUGCUCGGGCUCUGUCGUGACAAGGAUCCGCACUACAUGGUGCUGGAGUACACGGAUUGGGGUGACUUGAAGCAGUUCUUGCUGGCGACAGCGGCGAAAGAGGGCGACAAAUCACCGCCGCCGCUCAAUGUGCCGCAGAUUCUCACGCUGGCGCAUCAGAUUGCGCGCGGAAUGGACGCCAUUUACCGUGCCAAGUUCAUUCACAGGGAUUUGGCGACGCGCAACUGCGUCAUCUCCAGUGACUUCCGCGCCAAGAUCUCCCUGCCGGCGCUGAGUCGCGACAAGUAUGCACGCGAGUACUUUAAGUAUCGCAAUCAGUCGCUGCCGCUGCGCUGGCUGGCGCCGGAGUGUCUGCAGGACGACGACUACUCCACCAAGAGCGACGUGUGGGCGUUCGGCGUGACGGUGUGGGAGAUCUUCACGCAGGCCAGAGAGAUUCCCUUCGAGGCCAUGACGAAUGAGGAGGUGUUUGGCCAGGCGCAGGCUGGGAAGCUGGAGUGGCGCGUGGCCGACGAGACGCCGGACUGCCUGAAGCCCGUGCUGAUGACCUGCUGGGCCACGAGCGCCAAGGAGCGACCAUCAUUCAGCCAACUCACCGUCGCACUCGUGAAUGCGCUGAAGAACGAGUGUCCCACCAAAGACAACCAGUAGAUAGAUUUCGAUUAAACAUGACAUGAAAGACUUCCGUGAGAGAACUUCCAGUGACUGUACAUUUUCUUCCUCUUGAGUCUUCUUCGAGGCAAUGUGACGCGAAAGCGCAAUGGAAUUGUAGAUCAUCGCUUAAAGAGAGUGUUUUUCUUCUUAGAGAUUUAAGCGAAGAAAAUCUGUGUGUGUGUGUGUAAUUUUACAGAAAUGCUAAUGAAUUAUGGAGAGAAAAACUGCCAUUUAUACAGAAAAUAUCAAUUUGAGAGAGAAAUUGUUGCAUUACAUUAGUGAGUGUAGAAGUUUUCUUUAAGUUUAGAGAAAAAUUGCAUUUUUAGGAGCGUCAGAGAGUUUUUAUGACCCAUUUUUUAGGUGAGGCGCGAUAUGUUUGGAUGAAGGAGAGAAAUUUAUAUUGACAAGAGAGUGAGAGAAGAGAAGGGAAGAAAAAGUGAAUUGUGAUAAAUUUGCUUUUAAACCACGAACGACACAUUUUUUUCUGAAGAGAAGAGCAGUUUUUGCACUUUAUAGAAUAAAAACAUAAUAUUUAAUCAUAGAUGUUUCACAUCUUUUCUCAAUGUGCAACUCAGUGGCUUUUAGUCUUAUUCAUACAUAUUUUUUUUUAAUUCUUUUCUAAUAAUAAAUGAAUAUAUUAGAGGGAAAGUGGAGGGAGAAAUGAUGAAAAAAUAAAGUAAUGUGUAUUUAAGCAAUGAAUACUUGAAAAGAUGGAAUGAAUACUGUAAGAAAUGUAAUUUAGGAAGGAGAUUUUUCCAUAGACAAAUAAGCGCUAUUUCUCUGGCAAAGUUGUCUAAAUAUUUAUACACACAUGAAAGAUUGUAAUUAAGAUAUAAUUACGAAAAACGUACCAACGAAAGUGUAUCAACUGAACAUAGAAUUAUACACUAAAAAAAGAGUAUUGAAACGAUAGCUUAAAAUAUUAAUCAAUAACGCCACAAUUCCUUCUCAUUUCUUUAAUACGUAAUUUUUUGAUCUAAGGAAUUUUCAUAUCAUUUCCCAAUUUGAAAAGAAUAAUUCACAAAAGAGUCCUCAAAGUGUCGGUUUCACAAAAUGAUUGCAAAGAGAUUUUUUAUGCGGAGAAAAAGUGAGAGGAAAAUUGACCUCUUUUUGAAGUAAGGAUUUUUUCAUCUGUUUUUCUAGUCAACAAAAUGAUAAGGCAAAAAAAAACACUUUUCGAGAGAUUUUUUCUACCCUUUUUUUUACAUAAAAAAACUAUUAUAUAUUCAAUGUAAUAUUUGUAGUCAUAAGAUAAGGAAAAAAAAACUUGUACUUUAAAAGAUAUUGUAAGUCUUA